AUGGCGCCCGCACCAGUCGCAGCCUCCGAUCCGCCUUCUCAGGCAGAUACUCCUAUGACAGAUCCAAAUGAAGAGCCGACCUCGGUGCCCGUGGACCCUUUGGACGCGAAGAUGACGGAUACACCAGACUACACGGACUCGGAUACAAACCCGAACACAACUGCAAGCAGUAUUGCAGGCGACGCAGUUCCAUUGGAUGGUCGAAUGCGGAGAUCUGAGGCUUUCCAGAUGAGAAAAAACAUGUUUGGCAAGAAACACGGCUCCUUGAACGAGAAUAAGGAAGAUGACUCGAUUCGGAGAUUCCGCUACCUCCUUGGGCUCACAGAUCUUUUCCGUCAUUUUAUCGAAACGAAUCCUAACCCCCGUAUCAAAGAAAUCAUGGGUGAAAUUGACAAGCAGAAUGCCGAAGAAGAAGCAAAGGCGAAGCGGAAGGGCUCCUCGAGGUCAGGAGGUGCAGGCGGCGAUCGGAGACGACGGACGGAACAGGAGGAAGAUGCUGAACUUUUGAAAGAUGAGAGGAGUGGUGGUCAGACCAACACAAUUUUCCGAGAGUCACCACCAUACGUUCAGGGCGAAAUGCGUGAUUACCAAGUUGCUGGAUUGAACUGGCUCGUUUCUUUGCAUGAGAACGGAAUUUCAGGGAUUUUGGCAGAUGAGAUGGGUCUAGGCAAAACCCUUCAGACGAUUUCGUUCAUCGGAUAUCUCCGGCAUUUUUGCGACAUUACUGGGCCUCAUCUUGUCGCAGUUCCUAAAUCCACUCUAGAUAACUGGAAGCGAGAAUUUCACAAGUGGACUCCCGAAGUCAAUGUCCUUGUAUUACAAGGAGACAAGGAGGAGCGUCACAAGUUGAUCAACGAGAGACUUCUGGACGAAGACUUCGAUGUCUGCAUUACCAGUUACGAAAUGGUUCUCCGAGAAAAGUCACAUCUGAAGAAGUUUGCCUGGGAGUAUAUCAUCAUUGACGAAGCACACCGAAUUAAGAACGAAGAAUCGUCGCUCGCCCAGAUAAUUCGCGUUUUCAAUUCCCGAAAUCGUCUCCUCAUUACUGGUACCCCGCUUCAGAACAACCUUCACGAACUAUGGGCUCUUCUCAAUUUCUUGCUGCCGGAUGUCUUUGGUGAUUCAGAGGCCUUUGACCAAUGGUUCUCGAACCAGGAUGCGGACCAGGAUACCGUUGUGCAACAACUUCACCGCGUUUUACGGCCCUUUUUGCUUCGUCGUGUGAAGAGCGACGUAGAGAAGAGUCUGCUCCCGAAGAAGGAAGUUAACCUAUAUGUGCCCAUGUCUAACAUGCAGGUAAAAUGGUAUCAGAAAAUUCUUGAGAAAGAUAUUGAUGCUGUCAAUGGUGCCGCUGGAAAGCGAGAGUCGAAGACACGUCUGCUGAACAUCGUCAUGCAAUUGCGAAAAUGUUGCAACCACCCCUACCUCUUCGAAGGCGCCGAGCCAGGUCCCCCGUAUACGACCGACGAACAUCUUGUGGAUAAUGCCGGGAAGAUGGUCAUUCUUGACAAACUUCUUACUCGUAUGCAGGCUCAGGGAAGCAGAGUCCUCAUUUUCUCACAAAUGAGUCGUGUUCUGGAUAUUUUGGAAGAUUACUGCGUGUUCCGAGAGUACAAUUAUUGCCGCAUUGACGGAACUACAGCCCACGAGGAUCGAAUUGCCGCGAUUGAUGACUAUAACAAACCCGAUUCCGAGAAAUUCAUCUUUCUUCUAACCACGCGAGCUGGAGGGCUGGGUAUCAACUUGACGAGUGCGGAUAUUGUUGUUCUUUACGACAGUGAUUGGAACCCCCAGGCUGAUUUACAGGCAAUGGACCGUGCUCACCGUAUCGGACAGACGAAGCAGGUGGUUGUGUACAGGUUUAUCACUGAAUCGGCCAUUGAAGAGAGGGUCUUGGAACGUGCAGCACAAAAGCUGCGCUUGGAUCAGCUUGUCAUCCAACAAGGACGUGCCCAGCAACAAGCGAAGAACGCUGCUUCCAAGGAAGAGUUGCUAGGCAUGAUUCAACACGGCGCUGCCGAAAUUUUCGGCAAUGAGAGUGGGACGAAGACAAUUGCUGAGGGUAAGGGGCUCUCCGACGACGAUAUUGAUGCAAUUCUGCGUAAAGGUGAAGAACGAACGGCGGAGCUAAGCAAGAAAUACGAGAAGCUGGGUAUCGACGAUCUACAAAAAUUCAGCUCGGAAAGUGCAUACGAAUGGAAUGGAAAGGAUUUCACCGACAAGAAGAAGGAUAUUGGAAUUAACUGGAUCAACCCCGCGAAACGUGAGAGGAAGGAGCAAUUUUAUUCCAUCGACAAGUACUAUCGUCAGGCUCUUGCUACCGGUGGACGCACGGCAGAUCCCAAACCCAAGGUUCCCCGGGCACCGAAGCAGAUUACCAUUCAUGACUGGCAAUUUUUCCCACCCGGCCUUCAGGAGCUUCAGGAGAAGGAGACCGCCUAUUUUCACAAGGAAAUUGGCUACAAGGCUCCUAUUCCUGAAGGCCCAGAGGAGGAACUCAGCGAGCGUGAAGCCGAACGUGAUCUGGAGCAGCAGGAGAUUGAUAACGCCGUGCCCUUAACGGAAGAGGAAUCAGCAAAGAAAUCUCAGAUGUCAGAGGAAGGCUUCUCAAACUGGAACCGCCGUGAUUUCCAACAAUUCGUCAACGGGUCCGCCAAAUUUGGCCGCACGGACUACGUCGGUAUUGCGACUGAGGUUGACAGCAAGGAGCCAGAAGAAAUUGAAGAGUACGCAGAGGUGUUCUGGAAGCGGUACACUGAGAUCCAGGAUUACCCCAAGUAUCUCCGAGUCAUCGACCAGGGUGAGGAGAAGCUCCGAAAAAUGGGUCACCAGCGUAAGAUGCUCCGGAAGAAGAUGGAGAUGUACCGUGUGCCGAUUCAGCAACUCAAGAUCAAUUACACCGUCUCGACUACCAACAAAAAGGUCUACACGGAAGAGGAGGACCGUUUCCUACUCGUGAUGCUUGAUAAGUACGGCGUCGACGGCGAAGGCUUGUACGACAAGAUUCGCGAUGAGAUCCGCGAAUCACCGCUCUUCCGCUUCGAUUGGUUCUUCCUUAGCCGAACGCCAGUUGAGAUCGGUCGCCGCUGUACCACGUUACUGAACACAGUCGCCAAGGAGUUCGAGCCGGACAGCGGCAAGGCAAACGGCCGUGGCCGUGACCGUGACGACGAAGAAGUGGAAAAUGAAGACGAAGCACCGGCAAAGAAGAAGACCAAGGGCGCAGUGAACAAGCAAGUCAAAGCUGUUAAAGGCAGCAAGGCAAACUCAGCUUCCACAUCGCGGGCCUCCUCAACAGCACCUAAAUCAAGAGGCCGGAAGAAGUGA
Molecule: messenger RNA, 3327 nt
Organism: Aspergillus versicolor CBS 583.65
Lineage: Eukaryota; Fungi; Ascomycota; Eurotiomycetes; Eurotiales; Aspergillaceae
Product: putative SNF2 family helicase/ATPase
Exons: 5
Coding region: 1-3327 (1108 amino acids)
Biological process (GO): regulation of transcription by RNA polymerase II; nucleosome organization
Cellular component (GO): chromatin; nucleus
Molecular function (GO): ATP hydrolysis activity; nucleosome binding; DNA binding
Source: RefSeq, a predicted model, not a curated record